Molecule: messenger RNA, 3279 nt
Organism: Spinacia oleracea (spinach)
Lineage: Eukaryota; Viridiplantae; Streptophyta; Magnoliopsida; Caryophyllales; Amaranthaceae
Product: leucine-rich repeat receptor-like protein kinase TDR
Exons: 2
Coding region: 250-3033 (927 amino acids)
Biological process (GO): protein phosphorylation
Molecular function (GO): ATP binding; protein binding; protein tyrosine kinase activity
Source: RefSeq, a predicted model, not a curated record
UUUUGAUGGUGUUUGAGUAGUGCAGUGUACUAGUUGUAUUCUCUGUUUCCCAUGCAAUAUGAAUAUGAAUAUGAUGAUUCUUUCUUCCCCACAGAACACUAUUCUAUUCUCCAUCAUCUUGGUUACUUUCAACAAAUUGAAAAUUGAAAAUAAAAAAUAAAAAUUGAAAGGCUACUUGAGUUGGGCUCAUUCUGUUUCUGUUUCUGUUUCUGUUUCUCUCUCCUCCCUUUGCUGCUACUCCAAAUCCCAAUGGAGAUUUCACCAACCUUAAGCUUCUUGUGUUUUAACCUUGUUCUAGUUGCUUCCCUUGCAGCUGUGUACUCUGAUGAUGUCUUCUCUGAUUCACUGCUCAGCUUAAAAUCUGAGUUUUCAGAUAAUUAUAAUGCCUUGGGUGACUGGUUCAUGCCUUCCAGGAGAAAUCCAUUUGAUGAAAUAGCAGCUUGUUCAUGGACUGGGGUUUCUUGCAACAGCAACUCUACCAUGAUUAUUGGGUUGGACCUCUCAGGCAGAGGACUCGGCGGCGAACUUACUGGUAAACAAUUUCAUGUCUUUGUUGAUCUUGUUAGUCUCAAUUUCAGCCAUAAUUUGUUUUCUGGGGACCUUCCUGUUUCAAUCUUUAAUCUCACAAACUUGAAGAAUUUAGACAUUAGUAGGAACAAUUUUUCAGGCAAUUUUCCAAAUGGGGUUUCUGGGUUAAAGAAGCUUGUGGUACUUGAUGCCUUUAGCAAUGGCUUUUCAGGGCCAUUACCAGCUGAGGUUUCACAGGUUCAGUCACUCAAAGUUGUUAACUUUGCUGGUAGUUACUUCAGUGGGCCAAUCCCUUCAGAAUAUGGGAAUUUCAAGAGCUUAGAGUUGAUCCAUUUAGCUGGGAAUCUUCUUGGUGGUGAAAUUCCUCCUGACCUAGGCAAACUUCAAACUCUGACCCACAUGGAAAUUGGCUAUAAUUCUUACCAAGGAGGCAUCCCUAUGGAAAUAGGUAAUAUGAGCCAACUUCAAUACCUUGAUAUUGCUGGUGCUAAUCUCUCUGGUCCAAUCCCAAAAGAGAUUAGCAAUUUGGCUAAGCUUCAAUCCCUUUUCCUCUUUAGAAACCAGCUUACUGGGUUGAUUCCUUCACAGUUGAGCAACUUGGUUUCUCUGCAAAGCUUGGAUCUUUCUGACAAUCAGCUUUCUGGGAAAAUCCCAGAGAGUUUCUCAGAGCUAAAGAAUCUCUCUUUGCUUAGCCUUUUUCAAAAUGAAUUGAGUGGCACUGUUCCCCAAGCCAUAGCAGAUCUUCCUAUGUUGGAUACUCUACUACUUUGGAACAAUUAUUUCUCUGGGUUUCUUCCAAAUACCUUGGGGGUCAAAUCAAACUUGAAAUUGGUGGAUGUUUCAACCAACAAUUUCAGUGGAAAGAUACCCCCUAGUCUUUGUGUUAAUGGCAUGCUCUCUAAGCUUAUACUAUUCUCUAAUUACUUUACUGGUGAGCUUCCUUUUUUUCUCUCCAAUUGUUCAUCUCUCGUGCGAAUUCGCUUCGAAGAUAAUUCACUUUCAGGUCCCAUCUCAUUGAACUUUGGCAGUCUAUCUGAUAUUUCAUAUGUUGAUUUGUCAAGUAACAAGUUAACAGGAGGCGUUCCUGAGGAUAUUACUCAAGCUUCUAAGCUUGAGUACUUCAACGUCUCCAACAACCCUGAGCUUGGAGGUGAUCUUCCACCAAAAUUAUGGUCCUUGCCACUUCUUGGCAACUUCUCAUCCUCCUCCUGUAACAUAUCAGGCAAUAUUCCCCCUUUCCAAUCUUGCAAAUCCCUUACUGUUGUGGAACUUAGUUCAAACUACUUGUUGGGGAAUAUGCCAGAAACUAUUUCAGAUUGCCAUAGUCUUAGUAUCAUAGACCUAUCUCAUAAUAACAUCAGUGGUGAAAUCCCUGAAAGUCUAGGUCAUUCCACAAGCUUGGUGCUGCUAAAUGUGUCAUUCAAUGAUAUAUCUGGCUCAAUUCCAGACAACAACCAUUUUAGAUUGAUGGACAACAGUGCUUUUCUAGGCAACCCAAAGUUAUGUGGGGUACCAUUACAGGCGUGCCGGAAUUCUAAGGAAAUCCAAACUGAGUUAUUGUGGGUACUGGUACUUUGUGCAGCUGUUGUUGUUUUUAUAGCCCUUGCUGUUUCUGGAGUAUAUUAUAUCCAGAAAGAGAGAAAAAAAGGGCAAUGGAAAAUGAUAUCUUUCAACGGGUUUCCUAACUUGACUGCAAAUGAUGUGUUAAAGAGCUUUAGUUCUCCAGAAUUCAUGGAGACGAUACAGUAUCCAUUGGUAUCCUCUCCAAUCUGUAAAGUCACCUUGCCAACAGGAAUAACAGUUUCAGUGAAGAAGAUUGAGUGGGACCCACAGAGAAUGGAGGUGAUGGAAGAGUUGAUCAUCCAAAUGGGCAAUGCAAGACAUAAAAACUUAACUAGGUUGCUUGGUUAUUGCUACAACAAGGAUCUUGUGUACCUUCUAUAUGAUCACUUGCCGAAUGGAAAUGUGGCUGACAAGAUUUUAGGAAGACAGGAUUGGAGUUCCAAGUAUAAGACAGUGUUGGGUAUCGCAAAGGGUCUAUGCUUUCUUCAUCAUGAUUGUUAUCCAGCAAUUCCUCAUGGCGGUCUUAGGCCGACCAACAUAGUAUUUGCUGAAAGUAUGGAACCCCAGUUGACUGAAUUUGGUUUCCGGUUUUUGAUGCAGCUUAACAAAGCUUCAUUCCCAGUCACAGUAUCCAAAAUGCAACCAGGUCAAUACACAUCAGUCAAAGAGGAGUUGUACAUGGACAUCUAUAACUUUGGAAAUAUCAUCCUAGAAAUCUUGACGAAUGGAAGGACUCAAAAUGUGAGUAAGAGUAUACUAAACAAGCCAACAGAACAACUGUUAGAGGAGAUAUGCAGCGAGAAUGAAGUGAGUCCUCAAAAUUCUUUGAGGAAGGAAAUAAGUUUGAUGCUUGAAGUUGCUUUACUCUGUACCAGAAGCAGAUCAACUGACCAACUGUCUAUGAAGGAUGUCUUGAAUCUUUUAUCUGGUUCGAUUUGUUGAAUGUAAAUAUCAGAAGAGCACAUCCUAGAUGAUAGUAAUUAAAGUAAAUACUAGUAUACAUAGCUGCACUGACUAUGAGUUACCAAUCAUUUGCAGCUAAGAUUGCUGAAGGCUAUAGUAUUUCUUCCCUUUUUCUAGUUUUCUCUGUAUUUUACUUUAGUUUGAAUUAAACUUUAUUAUAUUCGUGGUCAGCUUAACUCAACAACUGAAUUUUUGGAAUUAAUAACAUUGCAUUUUGCUGGACAA